Colletotrichum truncatum is the source of this 363-nucleotide messenger RNA. RefSeq names its product idi-2 precursor. Lineage: Eukaryota; Fungi; Ascomycota; Sordariomycetes; Glomerellales; Glomerellaceae. The record is from RefSeq and is a predicted model, not a curated record.
AUGACCUGGGCUGACCUCAAGCCUGGCUCGGAUGCUGCUGCCAUUUGCGACUCCCUGGGUGUUUUGGCACUGCCCGAAGGCUCGGACCCAGCUCUUGUCCGACUUUGCUCUGAUCACCCGAGCCUUGCUGGGCCCAACUUGGGUGCUUCAGGCACCCUGGCUUGUGCCAAAAACCAGAAGGGUUGCGAUAAAGGAUACUGCUGGAGGCAGUGUGGCACCAAUGGUGCCGGUUGGUGGUGCUGGACCGCUCUGGGUGACGGCUCGGGCCCAUGGAAGAAAUGUGUAUCAGGUUCUGAUUGCCUAUCGUCGGACCCUUGCGGAUGGUCCAGUGGUGCGUGCCCCAAAUGUGGCUGCGGGUGUUAA